AUGCACGCAAUACUGACAGGUCCAGUGUUUAAUGUUUAUUAUCCUGUCCUUGCAGCAAUCGGAGUUCCUGCUAACUUGGUGGUGAUUGUGAUCCUGUCAAAAAGAAGAUGUGGUCUCUCUAGAUGCAUCAAUUGUUAUCUGGUGUCCAUCGCGGUGGCAGAUCUCUUGGUAGUGGUUACAGUUGUAAUACUAAACAGGACUGCUGGAAUUUAUUUUCCAUUCAGUUUCCUAUCUAUCACACCAAUGUGCAGUCUACGUUCUGCCUUAAAUUAUGCAGCCCUUGACGCUACUGCCUGGUUAACAGUCGCUUUCACAUUUGACCGAUUUGUGGCCAUUUCUUGCCACAAGUUAAAAAUAACAUAUUGCACUGAGAAGAUGGCAGCAUGGAUCAUAGCAAUUAUCUCUGCUGUGGCCUGUGUAAAAAAUGCCUUCUUGUAUUUUCAAUAUGAACCGAUGUACAUGAUUAAUAACACACCCUGGUUCUGCAGCAUAAAAAUAAUUGUUUAUACGUCACCUGCAUGGGCUGCAAAUGACUGGAUUGCAUUUAUUUUGACACCUCUACUUCCAUUUAUUCUGAUUAUACUUCUCAAUGCUCUGACAGUUAGCCACAUCCUAGCGGCCAAUAGGUCCCGCAAGAGAAUCCGGUUCCGGAGCAAUGCAGAGAGUCAGAGUGAUCGAGAGAUGGUAAAGCGGAGGAAGUCCAUUGUCUUACUCUUCACUAUCUCGGGUAGUUUUGUCCUGUUAUAUUUAUUAUGUUUUAUAUGGAUCCCAUAUGUCCGAUUUGCAAAUGUCAUUUACACUUCAGUUUCCAAUUUCAGCAAUUCUACAUUUAUCAUCCAAGAAACUGGAUUUAUGCUUCAGUUAUUAAGUUCCUGCAUCAACCCCUUUAUUUAUGCUGGCACCCAGAGUAAAUUCAGAACAGAGUUACAAAAUGGGUUGAAGUAUCCAAUGAACCUCUUCAUUAAAGUAUUUAAAAUAUGA
Messenger RNA from Rhincodon typus (whale shark), 981 nucleotides. RefSeq names its product thyrotropin-releasing hormone receptor-like. The record is from RefSeq and is a predicted model, not a curated record. NCBI's taxonomy places the organism in Eukaryota, Metazoa, Chordata, Chondrichthyes, Orectolobiformes, Rhincodontidae. Gene Ontology annotation, biological process: G protein-coupled receptor signaling pathway. The coding region runs from base 1 to 981 and encodes 326 amino acids. Gene Ontology annotation, molecular function: G protein-coupled receptor activity. The transcript is spliced from 2 exons. Gene Ontology annotation, cellular component: membrane.